AUGAUCCAGGUUCUCUUGGUAACCAUAUGCUUAGCAGUUUUUCCAUAUCAAGGGAGCUCUAUAAUCCUGGAAUCUGGGAACGUUAAUGAUUAUGAAGUCGUGUAUCCACAAAAACUCACUGCAUUGCCCCAAAGAGCAGUUCAGGCAAAGUAUGAAGACGCCAUGCAAUAUGAAUUUAAGGUGAAUGGAGAGCCAGUGGUCCUUCACCUGGAAAAAAAUAAAGAACUUUUUUCAGAAGAUUACAGCGAGACUCAUUAUUCCCCUGAUGGCAGAGAAAUUACAACAAACCCUCCGGUUGAGGAUCACUGCUAUUAUCAUGGACGCAUCCAGAAUGAUGCUGACUCAACUGCAAGCAUCAGUGCAUGCAAUGGUUUGAAAGGACAUUUCAAGCUUCAAGGGGAGAUGUACCUUAUUGAACCUUUGAAGUUUUCUGACAGUGAAGCCCAUGCAGUCUUCAAAUAUGAAAACGUAGAAAAAGAGGAUGAGCCCCCCAAAAUGUGUGGGGUAACUCAAACUAAUUGGGAAUCAGAUGAGCCCAUCAAAAAGGCCUCUCAGUUAGUUGUUACUGCUGAACAACAAAGAUUCCCCCGAAGAUACGUUAAGCUUGCAAUAGUUGCGGAUCACGGAAUAGUCACGAAACACCAUGGCAAUUUAAAAAGGAUAAGAAAAUGGAUAUAUCAACUUGUCAACACUAUAAAUAACAUGUACAAACCUCUGGAUAUUCUUGUAGCACUGGUUUACCUAGAAAUUUGGUCCAAACAAAAUAAGAUUACCGUGCAGUCAGCAUCAGAUGUUACUUUGCGCUUAUUUGGAGACUGGAGAGAGUCAGUCUUGCUGAAGCAGAGAAGUCAUGAUUGUGCUCAGUUACUCACGACGAUUGACUUUGAUGGACCAACUAUAGGAAGGGCUCACACAGCCAGCAUGUGUGACCCGAAGCAUUCUGUAGGAAUUGUUCAGGAUUAUAGCCCAAUAAAUCUUGUGGUUGCAGUUAUAAUGGCCCAUGAGAUGGGUCAUAAUCUGGGCAUGGAACACGAUGAUAAAGAUAAGUGUAAAUGUGACACAUGCAUUAUGUCUCCCGUGAUAAGCGAUCCACCAUCCGAACUGUUCAGCAAUUGUAGUAAGGAUUAUUACCAGACGUUUCUUACUAAUCAUAAACCAAAAUGCAUUCUCAAUGCACCCUCGAAGACAGAUAUUGUUUCACCUCCAGUUUGUGGAAAUGAACUUUUGGAGGUGGGAGAAGAAUGUGACUGUGGCUCUCCUGAAAAUUGUCAAUAUCAGUGCUGUGAUGCUGCAUCCUGUAAACUACACUCAUGGGUAAAGUGUGAAUCUGGAGAGUGUUGCGACCAGUGCAGAUUUAGGACAGCAGGAACAGAAUGCCGGGCAGCAGAGAGUGAAUGUGACAUUCCUGAAAGCUGCACUGGCCAAUCUGCUGAGUGUCCCACAGAUCGCUUCCAUAAGAAUGGACUACCAUGCCUAUACAACCACGGUUACUGCUACAAUGGGAAGUGCCCCAUCAUGUUUUACCAAUGUUAUUUUCUCUUUGGUUCAAAUGCAACUGUGGCUGAAGAUGAUUGUUUUAAUAUUAAUGAAAGAGGGGAUAAAUAUUUCUACUGCAGAAAGGAAAAUGAGAAAUACAUUCCAUGUGCACCACAGUAAGCAAUCUAAAUUAUUUCCUGCUA
Molecule: messenger RNA, 1679 nt
Organism: Protobothrops mucrosquamatus (brown spotted pit viper)
Lineage: Eukaryota; Metazoa; Chordata; Lepidosauria; Squamata; Viperidae
Product: zinc metalloproteinase-disintegrin-like HR1b
Exons: 15
Coding region: 1-1656 (551 amino acids)
Biological process (GO): proteolysis
Cellular component (GO): plasma membrane
Molecular function (GO): metalloendopeptidase activity
Source: RefSeq, a predicted model, not a curated record